CGCUAAUGUCGAUCGCCGAUAUUCGAAUCGCUGACGACUUGAAUGUUGGGAGACGGCCGUCCACUGAAUGCAGCCGAGAUUCUCACCUUCUCGAUGCGUCUACGUUGUACUACCAAAAGGACUUUUUUCUCGAUCUCCUUCCUUCUCCCCCCUGCAGUGUUGUUCUCACCUUGUUGGGUGAUCGGGCCGCCCCAUUGCCCAGACUAUGGCGCUCAUUCGACAUGAGUAUCACGAAGAAAGUCUCCGGACACUGCACACAUAAGCGAGUCACUGAAGUGUGCGGAGAGUUCCUUGGGUGAGUAUUACCGUCGGACCCAUCUUCCACAGCUUAGAAAUCCAGUCGAGCCUUGAUGGCUACUACUGUCACUGCAGUGUCGUCGAACAACGCAUGGGCCGAUGGUCUGCCACAUGCCAUGAUUGGUAAAACCUCUUCUCCGUGUUAAUAAUGCUCCAGGGUGGAAAUAACCGCCGUUAUCUCCUCCGGGCCAUUGCCUUGCCUAGGUAUAUUUCCGUUCGCUGGUGUUCUUUUCCCUCCUGCUAUGCUAUGCUUUGUUGUCCGUCUUGCCGGUCGUUCCCCCCUGGAUUUGACUUGUCUAUUUUGUCGCUCUCGAUAACCCUAGAAGCAAGGGCCUAUCACUUCAAGGUCUCGCUGGUUUCCCCCCGUUUGGCCUGAGCCCUAGCGACAAGGGACGCCUGCCCUGUUGAGAGGCAUCUCGUGCCAUACAUAAGGAUAAUAAAAACCAUGUUCAGCGCUCACAGCAGUGACACGUUCAGACGCCGCUACGGCCACCAGGAUUCAACUGUCAAUAACCUGCACAAUAUUGAAGGGCGAGAUCGGUUCGAUCAUAAUGUCGACCCAACACAACCAGCUAGUGCGUCUACCAUCUCAUCAACGAGCCAUGACAGCCAGGAACCCGAUGGAACCUGGGGGGAGCGCGACGUUGGAGGGCCCAUCCGUCGGGAGGAAGCCAUGGCCGACUUUGAGGAGAUGAGGAGAGAGCUUACGAGGAUGAGCUUACAGCGCUCUUUAACACGCGAAUCGAGGAAGACCCUACCUCAUCUUUCUCUCACUCGGUCAAGGACUCGCUCAUCUAUGGCCGGCAGUUUUAAAACGUCGGCGGCCCAGGACAAAGAGGCUGGUCUUGAACCCGCGGAAGAAACAGACCUCGAUCUCGGUGCGUUUCUGAGAGAGGGUCGGUUUGAGAAGAGGACCGACAAUGGAGAGUCUGCAAAGAAGAUUGGCGUGGUGUACAAACAUUUGACGGUCAAAGGAGUGGGCGCCCAAGCCACGUUCAUCAAAACCUUGCCUGAGGCAAUCUUAGGGACCUUUGGACCUGACCUAUACCGACUCGUCUGCAGAUUCAUCCCAGCCUUGAGAUUUGGCAAGAAGCCCCCGACCAGAGACCUGAUCCGGGACUUUACUGGAGCCGUUCGUGAUGGCGAGAUGAUGUUGGUGCUCGGUCGACCGGGCUCAGGAUGCUCUACAUUCCUCAAAGUCAUCGCCAAUCAAAGAGACAGCUAUGCGGCCGUCGAAGGCACGGUGAGCUACGGGGGGAUCUCGGCGGAAGAGCAGAAAAAACAUUACAGGGGCGAAGUCAACUACAAUCCUGAGGACGACCACCAUCUCCCAACCUUGACGGUGUGGCAGACGUUGAAGUUUGCCCUGAUGAACAAGACGAAAAAGCAUGAAGCUGACACGAUCCCCAUAAUUGUCGACGCUUUGAUGAAGAUGUUUGGUAUUUCCCACACCAAGCACACCCUAGUAGGGGACGAGUAUGUGAGAGGCGUCUCUGGCGGAGAGCGAAAACGAGUGGGAAUUGCCGAGACAUUGGCCACCAAGUCCAGCGUGGUCUGUUGGGACAACUCAACACGGGGCCUGGAUGCAUCCACGGCCCUGGACUAUGCCAAAUCUCUCCGUGUCAUGACCGAUAUAUCCAACCGUACAACCAUCGUCACUCUGUACCAGGCUGGCGAAGGGAUUUACAAGCUGAUGGACAAAGUCUUGGUCAUCGAAGAAGGACGGAUGAUCUACCAAGGCCCGGCGAACCUUGCGCGGCAAUAUUUCCUUGACCUCGGCUUCCACGCUCCGGAACGUCAAACGACACCGGAUUUCUUGACUUCGAUAGGUGACCCGAAUGAGCGCCAGUUCCAGCCGGGCAAGGAGGCCUCGACGCCCAAGACGGCAGAGGAACUUGAAGCGGCUUUUCGCCAGUCCUCAAUCUACCAGCAGACUCUUGCCGACGUUGAAGCCUAUGAGAGAGAUCUACACGCAUCGGAGUGCCAUAACACGAAAGUGUUUCAAGAGGCAGUGCAAGAACAAAAGAGCAACAGCCGGAUGCUGCCAUCGCACUCCAGCUACACGGUUUCGUUCUGGCGGCAAGUCAUGGCCUGCACCAUCCGGGAAUACUGGCUCUUCUGGGGUGACAAGACCUCGCUGUACACCAAGGCCUUUGUCAUCAUUUCCAACGCUCUGAUCAUUGGAUCGCUCUUCUAUGGCGAAAGCCUCGACACCUCGGGCGCAUUUUCUCGCACUGGAGCUCUGGUCUUCUGCGUCUUGUUCCUAGGUUGGCUCCAAUUGACCGAACUCGUACGCGCGGUGAGUGGACGAGUUGUGGUCGCCCGCCACAAAGACUACGCCUUCUACCGACCCAGUGCAGUUGCAAUUGCACGUGUACUUCUGGAUCUGCCCGUGAUCGCCGUGCAGACCGUCGUGUUCGUUCUCAUUCUGUACUUCAUGGCCAAUCUCGACCGCGACCCCGGCAAGUUCUUCAUAACUUUAUUGUUUGUCUACAUCAACACCAUCUGUGUGACCGCGCUAUACCGGAUGUUCGCAGCCUUGAGUCCGACCAUUGACGAUGCGGUGCGGUUUUCGGGUCUGGCGUUCAACAUCUUGAUCUUUGUCAUGGGCUAUGUGAUACCCAAACAGACGCUGAUCAACAAUGUCAUCUGGUUCGGCUGGAUGUAUUAUAUCAGUCCUAUUGGAUUUGCCUACGAGGCUGUGCUGACCAACGACUUCUCCGGUCGCACCAUGGAGUGCUCACCGUCUGAGUUGGUGCCGCAGGGUCCGAAUGUCGACCCGGCUCAUCAAGGCUGUUCACUCGCCGGUGCAAGACUGGGCAGCAACACUGUCAGUGGAGACGCAUAUCUCGAAACAUCGUUCGGGUAUUCCAGGUCUCAUCUGUGGCGCAACCUUGGUGUCGUGAUUGCAUUUACCGUCUUGUACAUUCUCGUCACAGCCUUGGCAUCGGAGAUUUUCUCGUUUGCAAAAGAAGGCGGUGGUGCGUUGGUAUUUAAGAAGACACGGAAGGCCAAGAGAAAGAUGCUGGAAGAGAUCAAGCCCUCUGACGAGGAGAAGGGGACACCCGUGGCGACAGCAGCAGCAGCAGCAGAACCAAGUUCGAGUGGAUCCUCCCAGACUCUGGCAUGCCAGAAGGAAGGCCAAGACGGUGACAAGGACGAUGAUGGCGUUGGUGGAAUUGCCCCGAGUAAGAGCGUCUUCACCUGGGAGAACGUGCAAUGUGAAGUGCCGUACCACGGCGGGAAACGAAAACUGCUCAACGGAGUGUACGGGUACGCCAAACCAGGGCUGAUGAUUGCACUCAUGGGCGCCAGUGGGGCGGGCAAGACCACUCUCUUGAACACGCUGUCACAAAGACACAGCACCGGCACCAUUUCCGGGGACAUGCUAGUUGACGGACGUCCCUUGGGGAUCGAGUUUCAGAGAGGAACGGGGUAUUGCGAACAGCGUGACAUCCACGACGAGACGGCGACGAUCCGAGAGGCGCUCGAGUUCUCGGCCAUUCUACGGCAGGACAGAAGCGUGCCCAAGCACGAAAAGCUCGCGUACGUCGACAAGAUCAUUGAGCUGCUCGAACUGGACGACAUCCAAGACGCCAUCAUCGGCUCCUUGGGCGUCGAACAGCGCAAGCGCUUGACGAUUGGCGUCGAGCUAGCGGCCAAGCCGGAACUUUUGUUGUUUCUGGACGAGCCAACAAGCGGUCUGGACGCUCAGUCUGCAUUUUCAAUUGUGCGGUUCCUCAAGAAACUGUCGCGCGCAGGCCAGGCGAUCGUGUGCACGAUCCACCAGCCGUCGUCGAUGUUGAUCCAGCAAUUCGACAUGGUCCUGGCCCUCAACCCGGGCGGCAACCCGUUUUAUUUCGGUCCGAUUGGCGAAAACGGAUCGGCAGUCGUGGACUAUUUCGCCAAGCGCGGCACCGUAUGUCCGCCCAACAGGAAUGUGGCCGAGUUUCUGCUCGAGACGGCAGCCAAGGGAGGCAAACGCCGCGCGGACGGCAGUCGCGUCGACUGGAACAAGGAAUGGCUCGAGUCGGAGGAAAACGCGGCAGUGUUGGAAGAGAUCCAACGGUUGAAACAGGAGCGAGCGAAGAACCAAGCACAACAAGACGAAAAGAACAAGUCGAGCACCGGCAACGACAAUCACCAAGAACAAGUUGUUCCUCUCCGCGCAUUCGCCGCGCCCGUAUCUCAACAAACAUACGAGCUAACAAAGCGGACAUUCCGGCAAUACUGGCGCGACCCAUCCUACCUAUACGCAAAGCUAUUCGUCAGCGUGAUUAUUGGGUUAUUCAACGGCUUCGCAUUCUACAAUCUCGACGAUUCCGCGACAGGGCUCCAAAAACGCAUGUUUACUCCCUUUAUGAUCGUGUUGAUUCCCCCCACAAUCGUCAACGGCGUCGUCCCCAAGUUCUACAAGAACCGCGACCUCUGGGAGGCGCGCGAAUACCCAGCCCGCAUCUACGGGUGGAUAGCAUUCUGCACGGCCCAAGUGGUCGCCGAGAUCCCCAUGGCAGUUGUUUCGGCUGUCUUGUAUUUUUUGACGUGGUACUAUCCGACAAACUUGCCGCGAGACACAGACACGGCCGGCUACACUUUUUUCAUGUGUCUGUUGUUUUUUCUCUUUAUGUCCUCUUGGGGCCAGUGGAUCUGCGCCUUUGCACCGAGUUACACGACCAUCAGCAACAUUUUGCCGUUCUUCUUCGUCAUGUUUUCCGUGUUUAAUGGGAUCAUGAGACCGUACGGUCAACUUCCGGCCUUUUGGCGCGAUUGGGUCUAUUGGAUGAACCCGAGCACGUAUUGGAUUGGUGGUGUGUUGGAUGCUACCAUGGCGGAUUUACAGGUGCGCUGUCGCGACGAUGAGUACACGCUGUUUAAUGUGCCGGUGGCGUCGACUUGUUCCUCCUACGCCGCAGAUUUCAUCCGCUCCCAAGGCCACGGCUAUGUCGAUACGUUGCCAAAUGGUACAUGUGCAUAUUGCCCUUAUGCCUCGGGCCAAGAGUACCUUGCCACGAAUACCAACGGUGCGAUCAACAACCACAAGUGGAGGGAUUGUGGCCUGUUUGUGGUCUUUGUCGUCUCGAAUUGGGCGCUGGUCUAUUUCUUCAUUUAUACCGUCCGAGUCCGCGGGUGGUCGUUUGGGUUGGGGUCGUGUAUGCGUGGUCUGACUAAGAUGGGACGAUUCGUCACAAGGAGAACGAGGAAUUGAGUCUGUUGGUCCAAGUGAAACCAGGUUAUAUUAGUCAAGAGGGGAAAGAUAGAUAGACUGGCUGUUGGUAGUCGACAGCCAGCCCUGCGCCCAAGGACAGGCAGAAAAGAAAAAGAAUCAUAGACUCGAAUUAGAUCUACAACACAUAGAAAUUUGGUGGUGAGACAAUCUCUUGAAGAUAAGAUCCAAAGUCAACAGCAACCUGAAUUAAGAUAUCC
Messenger RNA from Exophiala dermatitidis NIH/UT8656, 5721 nucleotides. Its product is annotated as ABC drug exporter AtrF. The transcript is spliced from 2 exons. Lineage: Eukaryota; Fungi; Ascomycota; Eurotiomycetes; Chaetothyriales; Herpotrichiellaceae. Gene Ontology annotation, molecular function: ATP binding; ATP hydrolysis activity; ABC-type transporter activity. Gene Ontology annotation, cellular component: membrane. The record is from RefSeq and is a predicted model, not a curated record. Gene Ontology annotation, biological process: transmembrane transport. The coding region runs from base 743 to 5503 and encodes 1586 amino acids.